This is a messenger RNA of Meloidogyne enterolobii, 573 nucleotides long. The record is from the annotation of a GenBank genome assembly. Lineage: Eukaryota; Metazoa; Nematoda; Chromadorea; Rhabditida; Meloidogynidae.
AUGAUAAUAUACUGCUUAAAAAAUAAUUUAUUCUGUUGUUUAGAAACUUGCAAUAUAAUGGAUGUGUACAAUGAUGAUAACAAAACUGAUUGUCAAAAAACAAUAGAUAAUUUUGCCAAUUCAAUUUCUAAUGCAAAUGUUAAUAUUUAUAAUAUAUACAGUGUUUUUCAACGUUGUGUUUUAAAAGCUUUACACAUUCCAAUUGAACGAAAUUUUACAUGGAGAAUUGGUAGUGAUAAAGUUAGUCAAAAUUAUGAAACAACUCAAGAUGAUAUGUCCCCUUUUAUUACAAAUGUUUUAAAUGCAAAAGUACCAGUUUUGCUUUAUUUUGGAGAAGCAGACUCGGUUUUAAGUUAUAUAAGUGGGCAAAGAUUUUGUGAAAGACUUGGACGAAGGAUUAAAACUCCAAAAACUCCCUGGGUUUUUGACAAACAAACUGCAGGAAUGAAAACUGAAUAUGAAGGUGGAUUGACAUUUAUAACAGUUAUUGGUGCUGGACAUGCGGUAAAUGGUGGAGUGCCUGAACGUUCCUUGUAUUUUUUCAAACAAAUGUUGGACAAUAAACCAAUAUAA